Messenger RNA from Triticum turgidum subsp. durum (durum wheat), 444 nucleotides. The record is from the annotation of a GenBank genome assembly. NCBI's taxonomy places the organism in Eukaryota, Viridiplantae, Streptophyta, Magnoliopsida, Poales, Poaceae.
AUGGCAACAAAGCAUCACGUAUCGGCCGUGAUCUUUGAUCUGGACGACACCCUCCUGGACACUGGUACACACAUCCGCAUAAUCUCCUUCUGGAAGAAAACACUGGGACUAAUUUCCAAAAUGGAAUAUGUAAACGAUGGUGUGUGCGUGUGUGUUGAUGCAGAGAGUGUAACAAGAGGCAUCUUGAACGAUUUCCUGGCGACAUAUGGGAAGACAGCAGAUGCGGGGAAGGAGGAGGGGAGGCUGGGGCAGAGUCACAGGGAGUACGCGGCUGGGAUCAUCGCAGAUUACGGGCUGCCGCUCACUCUCGAGGAAUACUCAGAGGCAAUAUUCCCCUUGUACCUCAAAAGCUGGCAGAAGGCAAAACCACUUCCAGGGGUUAGAAGACUUCUCAAGCAUCUUCACAAGAAUGGAGUACCGCUGGCACUUGCUUCCAACUCCUAG